CGGACUAAUCUUUAGACAAAGAGAAUUCAGAAUAUAAUGAGAUUGAAAAUAAAGUUUCUGCUUCUGCUUCUACUUGUCUUCUGUCAUCAUGUUGAUUGUGCCUCUAUUGUCAAGUUUCUUCCUGGUUUUGAAGGCCCUCUUCCUUUCGAACUUGAAACCGGGUACAUUGGUAUUGGUGAGGACGAGAAUGUGCAAUUUUUCUACUAUUUCAUCAAAUCUGAGAACAAUCCAAAGGAAGAUCCUCUUCUCAUAUGGUUAAAUGGAGGACCUGGAUGUUCUUGUCUCGGUGGUAUUCUUUUUGAGAACGGACCGGUGGGUUUGAAGUUCGAGGUGUACAAUGGAAGUGCUCCUUCUUUGUUCUCUACUACAUAUUCAUGGACAAAGAUGGCAAACAUAAUAUUCUUGGAUCAGCCAGUAGGAUCUGGCUUCUCCUACUCAAAAACUCCAAUUGAUAAAACUGGUGAUAUAAGUGAAGUAAAGAGGACCCAUGAGUUUCUUCAAAAGUGGCUAAGAAGGCAUCCACAAUACUUCUCCAACCCUUUUUAUGUUGUCGGAGAUUCUUAUUCCGGUAUGAUUGUCCCGGCCCUCGUUCAAGAAAUCUCACAAGGAAACUAUAUAUGUUGCGAACCUCCUAUAAAUCUACAGGGUUAUAUGCUUGGAAACCCUGUAACAUAUAUGGACUUUGAACAAAACUUCCGCAUUCCAUAUGCUUAUGGCAUGGGUUUAAUCUCUGAUGAGAUCUAUGAGCCAAUGAAGAGAAGCUGCAACGGAAAUUAUUACAAUGUGGAUCCAUCUAACACAAAAUGUUUGAAAUUUACUGAAGAAUACCAUAAGUGCACUGACAAAAUAAAUAUCCAUCAUAUAUUAACACCAGAUUGCGAUGUAACCAAUGUAACAUCUCCUGAUUGUUAUUAUUAUCCGUAUCAUCUCAUUGAAUGUUGGGCCAACGAUGAGAGUGUUCGUGAAGCUCUUCAUAUUAAAAAGGGGAGUAAAGGAAAAUGGGCGCGAUGUAAUCGGACUAUUCCAUACAAUCACGACAUCGAAAGCAGCAUACCAUAUCACAUGAAUAACAGCAUCAGUGGAUACCGAUCUCUUAUUUAUAGUGGUGAUCAUGACAUUGCGGUCCCUUUUCUUGCAACUCAAGCCUGGAUAAGAUCUCUCAAUUACUCCCCCAUUCAUAACUGGAGGCCUUGGAUGAUAAAUAAUCAAAUUGCUGGAUACACGAGAGCUUAUUCCAAUAAGAUGACAUUUGCUACUAUCAAAGGAGGUGGACACACGGCAGAGUAUAGACCAAACGAGACCUUUAUCAUGUUCCAAAGGUGGAUUAGUGGCCAACCUCUGUAAUAAUGGCUCAUGAUCUUCACUUUAUAAAUUAUCUACCAAGUAAUAUAUCCACGUUAACCGCAGUUGUUUGUUGUGAAAUGUUUUUGUUGUUUGAUUUGUUGCAUUUUUUGCGGGCAAUGUUGCAUUAUGUGUUUUUGUGUACUCCAGAUUAUUAUUGAGCGUUGUGAAAAUUCCUUUUACAUUUAAUUUGGCUAUUUAAUAAAACAUUUUGGUCACA
This is a messenger RNA of Arabidopsis arenosa, 1561 nucleotides long. The record is from the annotation of a GenBank genome assembly. Lineage: Eukaryota; Viridiplantae; Streptophyta; Magnoliopsida; Brassicales; Brassicaceae.